Messenger RNA from Trichomonas vaginalis G3, 598 nucleotides. RefSeq lists its product as uncharacterized. Lineage: Eukaryota; Parabasalia; Trichomonadida; Trichomonadidae. The annotation marks the transcript as partial. The transcript has a single exon. The record is from RefSeq and is a predicted model, not a curated record.
AUGUAUAGACAAAUACCUUUAUCUGUUGCGUUCAGUAGUGAAAACCCUGACGUCAAAAUAAAGGGGAACAGAGUAACGUUUAAGUUUCCAACAGACUGGAUUGUGAACAUAAAUGAAGAGAAGUACAUUGGCAUAACAUCUAUGUAUAUAACACGUGCUUUCAGAAAGGUUGACUUUAUACUUCAAGUCGAGAUAGAAAAUGACGAACAGUCUUUAAGCGCCCAAAACAUUCACAUAUACAAAUACUUUAAAGACGAUACAACAUUGUUGCAAUGUAUGAUUUCAUUUAAUGAAAUGUUCGAGAAAAAGUUUAACAUUGAAGUACAAACUUUACAGCCUUUACGUGAGUUUCUUGCACAACUGAAAGAAGAAGGUAGUCAGCCACAACUUAUAGACUUUCAUUAUGAAUUUAAUGAAAAUGAAGAUGGAACUCAUGACUGUCAGUUUGUUGUAUUCUCACCAUUCAAUGAAGUAGCUAAAGAGAAAGAAAAUCCAUUACGUAUAAGAUUUCAAAUCUCUGAACCAAGUGAUGAUUUCAAGAAUGUUUUCAAUUAUGAUGCAAUGCUUCCGAGGAAAAAUGAAUUUUCAAAGAUUGUAA